This is a messenger RNA of Postia placenta MAD-698-R-SB12, 684 nucleotides long. RefSeq lists its product as hypothetical. Gene Ontology annotation, molecular function: protein binding. The record is from RefSeq and is a predicted model, not a curated record. Bases 1 to 684 code for a protein of 227 amino acids. Lineage: Eukaryota; Fungi; Basidiomycota; Agaricomycetes; Polyporales; Adustoporiaceae. The transcript is spliced from 5 exons.
AUGUCGGCUACCAGAGCUCAAUCUGAAAAGGACAAGGGCAAUGCUGCCUUUAAGGCAGGUGAUUACCCCACUGCUAUAGGACACUACUCCGCUGCCGUUGUGGCGGACCCUCAAAGCCCAACGUACCCGCUCAACCGCGCGGCCGCGUACCUCAAACUAGGCAAAAAUGAGGAUGCAGAAAGAGACUGCACGACUGUCCUGCGCCUCGACGCGAAGAACGUCAAGGCGAUGUUCCGCCGCGGACAAGCACGGGUGGCGCUGGAGCGGUUGAAAGAAGCGCGAGAUGGACCAGCAAACGGGUAUCCGCUCACGACCGACGCGCCCGAGAAGGCGAAGGCCCCGAUCACGCUGUUCGCGUUCACGAAGCAAUGGGAGAAAACGCGCUCUUCGGAGGAGCGCUGGCGUCUGCUCAAUGCGGUGCCGCCGGCGGCGCUGCCGGCGCUGUUCCAGGCGUCCCUCGACGCGGCCCUGCUCGCGGGGGUGCUGUCCACGCUGCGCGACGCCCUGCGUGCAGCGCCCGAGGAAGAGAUGCAGGCGCGAGUGCGGGCGUACAUGCAGGCGCUCCCGCGCGUGCCGCGCUUCGGGACGGUGGUUCUAUUCAUGAGCGACGCGGAGCGCGGCGUGGCAAGGGAUGUGUGGGAGUUGCUGGGCGGGGGCGACGAGCGCGCGUGGGGGCGAGGCUGA